AUGACACUCGUCUGGAUGGUCCAACGCCUCGGCCGGCCAGGCCAACGACGAAAACUAGUCCGAAUCACAUUAUCUGGCUUCUUUAUAGUGGUCCUGACUGCUCUAUAUCUCUAUGUUUUACUUGCAUAUUACCUGGCAAAAAGCCCGCUCCUGGUGCCCGUCGCCUUUCAGCACGCAAGGAAUAUCCUCCUCGUGACUGCCCACCCGGACGACGAGACGCUCUUCUUCAGUCCGAGCAUUACCUACCGACGCGAUGAUCCGCACACGCAGCGGGGUUUGCUGGUACUAUCCUCGGGAAAUUACGAGGGAAUAGGCGAGCGUCGCCGGCAGGAAAUCCACGAUAGCUGCUCCGUGUUAGGCAUCGUCCCUGGUCGCUGCGUUGUACUGGACAAUGCUGAGCUGCAGGAUAAUCCGAAGAAAUGGUGGAAUGAGGAUCUGAUCAAGGACCUUGUUGCGGCGCACGUCCAGAAAUGGAGCGUUGAUUUGAUCAUCACCUUCGACAAUGGAGGCGUCUCAGGCCAUAUUAACCAUAGAGCUGUCGGCGCCGGUGUCCGGAAAUACAUCACGAGCACCCCGCAAGCCCCGCCCGCAUAUACACUGCAAAGUACCUUCCUGCUCCGGAAAUAUUCGUCGCUAAUCGACAUUAUCCCUACCGUCAUCCCGUUCUCAUGGCGCAUUCUCAAAGCUAUCCUUACCUCUCCCGCAGCGAGCGCGGCAGAUGGCGUCCAUGAUCUUUCUGCGCUACAUGGAUACGAUGACAAAGUCCUCCUGGUGAGUCCCUGGAGGACGUACCUCGUCUCACGAGCGGCGUUUCGCCAGCACACGAGCCAGUACUCAUGGGAUCGGUCGCUUUACUUGGUGAUUAGUCGGUAUAUGUGGUUUAACAAUUUGAAUAAACUGGUAUCUUGA
Molecule: messenger RNA, 909 nt
Organism: Aspergillus terreus NIH2624
Lineage: Eukaryota; Fungi; Ascomycota; Eurotiomycetes; Eurotiales; Aspergillaceae
Product: PIG-L family deacetylase
Exons: 4
Coding region: 1-909 (302 amino acids)
Biological process (GO): GPI anchor biosynthetic process
Cellular component (GO): endoplasmic reticulum
Molecular function (GO): N-acetylglucosaminylphosphatidylinositol deacetylase activity
Source: RefSeq, a predicted model, not a curated record